CAUGGCCACCAGCACCACGGGCUCCACGCUGCUGCAGCCCCUCAGCAACGCCGUGCGCCUGCCCGUCGACCAGGUCAACUUCGUAGUGUGCCAACUGUUUGCCUUGCUUGCGGCUAUUUGGUUUCGAACAUACCUUCAUUCAAGCAAAACUAGCCCAUUUAUAAGACAUGUUGUUGCAACCCUCUUGGGCCUUUAUCUUGCACUUUUUUGUUUUGGAUGGUAUGCCUUACAUUUUGUUAUACAAAGUGGAAUUUCCUACUAUCUCAUGAUCAUUAUAGGAGUGGAAAACAUGCACAAGUAUUGCUUUGUUUUUGCUUUGGGAUACCUCACUGUGUGCCAAAUUACUAGAGUCUAUAUCUUUGAUUAUGGACAGUAUUCUGCUGAUUUUUCUGGUCCAAUGAUGAUAAUUACACAGAAGAUCACUAGUUUGGCAUUUGAGAUUCAUGAUGGUAUGUUUCGAAAAAAUGAAGAUUUGACACCAUCACAGAGGUGUUUGGCUGUAAGACGCAUGCCAAGUCUACUGGAAUAUUUAAGUUACAACUGUAAUUUCAUGGGUAUCCUGGCAGGCCCGUUAUGCUCUUACAAAGACUAUAUUACUUUCAUUGAAGGCAGAUCAUACCAACUGCAACAGUCUGAAGCAAAUGGGAAGGAAGAUACAAAAUAUGAACAAACGGAUCCUUCUCCAAAUAUAGCUGUGGCACAGAAGCUCUUAAUCUGUGGACUGUCCUUACUCUUUCACAUGACUAUUACAAAAACAUUGCCUGUGGAAUACAACAUUGAUGAGAACUUCAGAGCUACAGCAUCGUGGCCCGUAAGGGUUUUCUACCUAUACUUGUCUCUCAUGGCUGCCAGACCCAAGUAUUAUUUUGCAUGGACUUUAGCAGAUGCAAUUAAUAAUGCAGCAGGAUUUGGUUUUAGAGGCUACGACAAAAAUGGAGUUACGCGUUGGGAUCUAAUAUCAAAUCUGAGAAUCCAGCAGAUAGAGUCUUCCACAAGCUUCAAGAUGUUUCUUGAUAACUGGAAUAUCCAAACAGCUCUUUGGCUUAAAAGAGUGUGCUACGAGCGAGCCACCUUCAGUCCAACAAUCCAGACGUUCAUCCUUUCUGCCAUUUGGCAUGGGGUUUACCCAGGAUAUUACUUAACAUUUUUAACAGGAGUGCUAAUGACGCUGGCAGCACGAGCUAUCAGAAACAAUAUCAGACACUAUUUUGUUGAAUCUCCUGCUGUUAAACUAUGUUAUGAUAUUAUAACAUGGAUGACAACGCAAGUAGCAAUAAGUUACACAGUUGUGCCAUUUGUACUGCUGUCUGUGAAACCCUCUUUCACCUUUUACAGCUCCUGCUAUUUCUGUCUUCAUAUCGCCAGCAUCCUGGUGUUGUUGGUAUUUCCAUUGAAAAGAACUCAAAAAGGAAAUAAAAAGCAUGAAAGCAUCCAGCCAGCGUGGUCCAAAAAACUAGAAGAAGAAAAUCUUUUGCAAAAGAACAGUUAUUCCACAACAAAUAAUAGUUUCAGUCAGAAAGAAGAAAUAACCUGCAGAUAUGAAGCACUAAAGCAGUGAUUGAGGAGUAUUAUGAUCAAUAUAUUUUGUAUGUUUUCAGAAACCCAUUUUUAGCACCUUUUAAAGGGGUUUGUAUUUGUUUGCAAAGAUGUUUAGUAUGACAAGAAUGCAUUACCUAGGAAAAUCACAUACAAUAGCAAGACUGGAAACAAAACAGAUUAACCCCUCCCAUGCCAUGUCCCGGUGGGUCACGCCUUAUAUGAAGAUAUUACCAUUCUUUCAAUGGGCACUCAGGACUUGCAACGUAUGUCCAUAGGGUCAUAUGUGUGCCCUCUGCUGAAUGUACGUUGUGUAUCCCAAGGCACUGAUGGGGUGAAAUGAAAUCGUGUCAAUCUAGGAUUAACAAAUGGAAAUUGAUUUUUCCAAAUGAAUGACUUGCCUUAAACCCUCUAUUUACUGAAACAUUGUUUCUAAGCGGUAUUUUCAAGUCUGAUUUUGUGGAAAGUAUUUCAAAUAUUUAAUACUAUAUGCUAUAAAGAAGGUAAAAUAUGAAAUGCAGAGUCAUUGGAAGGUUUUUGAACCUCUUCUCUAAAAGGGAAUUGCAAUAAGCAUCUCAGUAUUUGGAGGGUUUUCUUAAAGUAUCUCAAACAAUUACAGUACAUUAUGGAACUGUAAACAUUACUGAUGCCAAAUCAUAGUUAGGUUUCUGUGACAGAAUCUAAUGAAGCAUAGCCCUUCUGAACAGAUUAAAAAAAAAAAGUCAUCUCAAGCUUCUCCUUUUCCAGGGCUUCACAGCUCUAGGUUAGGUUUCCUUUAAUUUCAAGUACAUAAAAACAACAAAAAACACCACUGAUUGGGCUUUGCAGUUGGGGAAGGAAAGGCAGCCAAAGGAUGCUGAGGACAAUGUGCAAGCACAGAAUUUCAAUGGAAAUUUGUUUUUACCCUUAAGUACCAGAAAUAUUUGUCCUAGAAUAUAAUUGUUUUACCAAAAAAGAGGUUUUAGUACUUAAAAAAAAAGUAAUUUUGAGUUUUAAGGCAUACAGUAGUUGAUGAUGCUAGCAGUAAUUAACUUGAGAUCUAGUUCACAAUCAAAUAUGAAAUCACCAUGAUGAACAAGAUCUGUAUGCUUGACCAUUGAUUUCUCUUUAUGCAAAGAAGUGUAUGAACCGGGGGAAAAGAUUUUUCUUUAAAUUAGAAUGUUAGAUGCAGGUUUCACAUGGCACUUGUAGGUAAAAUAAUGAAAGAAAGAAAUGCGUGAGAAUGUGUAACUGACUGAAUCAUGGCAGAAAGUCAAGGGAACCAUGCAUUGGUUCUGUCUGCGCCAGACCGUGUGUUGAGAUGAUGGUCGCUGCUGGAGUACUGUUUUAAAGGGCUACAUUGUAAUUGUUUGUAUUCUGUGUUAUCUUUUUCUUUUAGUAAGCACAACUGCUUACCCACACCUAUGGGCUCUAAAGAUAAAACAAAGUACUGCAGGGGAAAAAUCACACGGCUCGUUGGGUAACCUAUGACCGAGUGAAAACAAAUAUGUCAUGCUGUUUUGAUCCUGAUAUUUUUGAUCAAACAUCUGGCACCAGUGAGGUCAGUGUUCCCACUCCGGGGUCAAUGUUGCAUUCCAGGGAAACUGCAGUGGUCGUUCUCAGCUCUGGGGGCAUUGCUGUGCAGAAAUAUCACAGUAUUUGUCCCGUUUGCUCUCCAAAAACCAAAUCCUCAGUCAAGUCUCUGUGACCUCACUGUCGUAAUUCUGUGUCUGGCCUUUGGCUCCUUGCUUGAAACUUCAGGAGGAAAACAUACUUUUUGUUGUUAGCACUUAGCAUACUUCUUGUAGGUUAGCACUAAAUAACUAACUAUUUAAGUAACUAAUUAAGUAAUUAACACUUGGAAAGGUGGAACCAAAUGUGAAAUGAGUCUUAGAUAGGCAGGGAUGUUCGUUGUUUCAGUGACAGCUGUAUUAUCUUAAAAAGAAAAAAAAUCAGGUUUCUGAAUCCUUAUGUUGGUCAUUCAAGCAGGCUUCCCCUUUGCAUGGGGCAGCCACUGUCAUCAGAUGUGUUUUUGAAACAGCAUUUUUUCUUCCAUUGUUUGUAAAUAAGGGCACACUAAUUUCUUUAUGCUUAUUUAUCCUCACUGGAGAUAGAAUCAGGAAAAAUGUUGUCCACUUUCUGUUCUUGGAAGGAUAUUUACAUUAAAUAACAAAUGGAACUGCAGUCUUGUAGGUGAGUAGAUUUUGGGUUGGUUCUUUUAGUAUUUGCUGCUGUUGAGUUUAAAUUCUCCUUCUAGUUGGUGCAGGCCACGUAUCUCCUCAAAGGAAGUGGGCUUGGAUGCCAGUGCUCCUGAUGUGCCAUUUUCCAUUAAUAUUCUGGUACCCCUGUUUCUUUCUUUUGGCAUGAGUGCCACUGCGUACAAUGAAAGCGUCUGAGUUCUUGAUUAAGAAAGAUGAAAACAGUUGUAAGCAACCCCCAGAAAAUAAGCUGAAUUAGGCUGUGAAGUCUGGUACUUCGACAUGAGCAAAUGCACAGAUACAGUUCUGUUCAGAGGUUUAUGUAAGUUAAAACAGCUAAGAGGAUACACUCAUGCGUUAGCUGGUCACGCACAGCGAAGAUGGGUUUCAGAAUUGGACGUGACAGGGGUCUGUGUGCAACACAAUUCGUUUAUUUCUUCACGAUUUGAACUCUGUAAAUAAUAGCAGCAUAAGAAAAUGACAAUUUUGUUCUGCCUAGAAUUUCUUUUGACGUGCAGUGUCCUAGAGUUUAGUUUUUAAAUAUCACUGUCAAAUAUAGAAGUACUCAUAACCAAUGUGCUCUUCAUGUACAUGAAUUCUCUUGAGGACUGUCACAAGAAUGGGCCAUGGGGGUUUUUCUGUUGCUUUUUUUUUUUUUUCUUUUAAGUGGCAGCACUCGAGUUUUUGUCGUUAUUUUCCCUCCACUUUGCUAGUUUUUUACCUUGCUACAGCAAAUGGAAAUGUUGCACUGGAUCCUUUUUAUUCAUUCAGUCGUAAAGAUAAGAGCAGCCAACCCAGAUGCUUUAGAUAAUUUUCAGGUUUUACCCACACGGUUUCAUAAUAAUGACUUUGAAAAGGUGGAGGUGAUUUACUACAUAUGACUCUUUCUGAGAAAAAUAGUAGAAAGCAAAUUGCUUAGAAACACUUCAGACAUGAAAGAAACAUGGUUUUAAGUAUUCUUUCACUUAAUGUAUAUCCAAAAGAUAAAAGUCUUUUCUGUGUUCCAGAUCAGCACUCUUUGAAAAGAUAACAUAUCAUUCAUGAUAUUAUGGUGCUUUGCUGAUAUCUGCCUAUUGUGAACAGUUCAUCCAGACACUUAAUGAAUUAAUAUUAUUUACUAAAUGCAGUCAUCCUGACAGUAACUAUUUGCUUGCAUAACUUUUCUUUAAUGCUUCUGUAUUAAUGAAAGAGAUGUAUUAUAUAUAUUUAAAGAAUAGUUUCAGUGGUGCCUACUACUGUUCCAUUAGGGAAGCUUUGUUAGCUACACAUCUACAUCAGUGCCCUUCAGGAAACUUAUUUUUCUGUGGCUAUUCUUUAAGGUGACAUGUAGACAAUAUUUCCAUAACAAGUGACAUUUGAAAACAUGCUUUCAUGUAAAAAACACAUUAUCAUGUAAAAAUACUGGUCCUCAUUUUAAUGUGCUCUUAAUAACAAGGCAACAAAGACAACUUUGCAAAGAGAUUUUAAGUGUAUUCCGUACUCUCCACUGACUUGUGAUAUGAGUUUUACCAGUAGAGUAUGUUAUAUAUUAAGAAAUGGUACCAUUUUUUUAACUUCCUCCCUUCCCCCUACAGGAAUAAGUAGUACAAACAGAAGCACUGUGUUUGUCUGGCACACACUUGGUAGCUGUGCCCCUUCUUAAUAGCGCUGAUUUAGUUAGUGGUAAAACUUCUGAUGUGGCUGAGAUCUGGUUUUGCAAACAGCCCUCUGAGAACUUGGCCUCCUGUCAAAUUCAUAUCAAAAGUAAUUUUAGCAGUCUGCAUUUUUCUCAGGAAACAAAUUAUUGUCAAUUGCUUUAAAUACAAGGUCAGAUGGAUACUCACGUUCACAUACAAAUGUGUUACAGUUGCUUACGUGUAAACUUUCACUUGUUCAGCUUUCUAAGUCGGCCUUGAAAGAUGGAGAAAGGAUGGGUUAUGAUCAUUUUAGGCUUUCAUUCCCUUUGCCCUUAGUUCUUUCACUGUGUUGGUUUCACUGGCACAGCUGCCCAGAGAGCUGUGGGUGCCCCAUUCCUGGAGGUUCUCAGGGCCGGGCUGGGUGGACCGCGAGCAGCCCAUUUGCAGUGCCAGCCCCUAUUCUGCUCACGGUCAGGAUGGAACACGUGCCAGCACAGGGGGCUGUGCAGUGCUAAGCAUGUCCCAUUGGAGCAGAACUGGCAGGGGAGCUUACGGCAGCCGCAGCUGUGGCUGCUCUGUGCUGGGUCUGCCUGAGCUGCCAUGGGUGUUGCAGUCUUAACCCAGGUGCUUCACAACCACCACCAGAUCCUGGCAUCUGCAAAGCCACCCUGCCAUGUUGUAGCUGCACGUGUUGAAACAGCUGCUUGGCGUGGUUAAAAUUAAGUGAUGAUUAUUUUUUUAAUUUCUUAAAAACGUUUUGAGAAUAGCUUUUUGUAUACUUUUAAUAAAAUCUAGCUAUCAACUGUAACAAUUUUCGACCCCAUUAAAUAACCUCUAAAACAGGACUUUGCUCCCUUCACAGCUAUACAAAUAUUCAAAAGCAAGCUUUGCCACUUCAUCCUGUUCUGUGAGUCAGCUAUGUGUGUGUCCAAUGACUUUUGGCCUGGUUUUGGUUUUAGAUGUUUGUAGAUUGCCUGGAUCCCUGUGCCUAUCCAUAUAAACCUCGUGAGCUGGCAAGCUGUAGUUGCCAGGAGUGUGCAUAAACAGAUGUAGCUGAGGCCGUACUGCUAGUUACGUGAGCUUGGCUUGGGUGCACCUGCUGGGGCCUGCUUGAUCUGCUCCCACAGUGCUGAGCUUCUACUUCUAGAAGUGAGAACAGAAUUCACUGCUUGCAGUUCAAGUGGAAAGUUAAGGGCUGCUUUCACUUUAGGUGUUCUGCUGUAGACCAUUGGGCUGCUGAUAAAGGACUGAAAUCAGAGUUGGAAAUUGCAGGGCCACUUCUGGAGGGCCUUUUUCUACUGUUAGUGACUGAGCACCUUACUCCUAAUGAACCUUUUGGCUAAAUAGGCCUCAAACAGUCCCUUUUGUUCCAAGGCAAACAGUCCACGCUGCACUGACAUUUAAGUGUCCCCACAACACAGCGGGAGCAGCCAGCUGUGGUCUGGGCUUCAGUCAGACUCAGCAGCUCCCUUCUUUCCUCAGCAGUUCCCCCUUCCCGCAGAGAUGUGAUCAGAGACAAAAAGCAGUGAAAUGUGGCCCCUGGAGACCUGCAAUCCAAAUAGUGCAACACUGCACAUUAAAGAUGCAGCCAAAUGUUGUGACAAUAAGGAGGAUUUGCUUACAUAUAUUUUGCCUUUUUUUCUAUGUUUACCUUUACAUUUUUCCUGUGUACCUUUUUUGCCCGGUGGUAUUGGCUGUUUCUCUGCAGCAUCUUCUGAUGUGUCAUACCGUGACAGGUGUCAGAAGGGACACAGCACUGCCGGAUGGUCAUUCUGACAUCCCAGACCUCAGAUGUGUUCUAGAGCAGUUAGAAGAGAGCAUUUGAAAUGUAUGGGAUGAAAAAUGGUGCAGGCCUAGUGAAUAUAGCAUUGUUCAAAGAUGUGGUAAUAAGUUAUUCCGUUUAAGAAUAUAAAAUACAGAACCAUGUUCUCUCCUGCCUUGGUCACACGUUCAAAGGAGUAGUUUUACCUCAAUGCAGUAGUUAUGACUCCAGAUACCCGUGUAUUAAGGUGAGAAGACACCCCUAAAAGUGUGGAUAGUUACAGUAUCCCUAAAUUUGCCUUUCCUGAUUCAGAAUAUAAUGCAUUGUCGGUGAAUUUCAUUUUUAUUAUUCCAAAAUAUAUAUUUUUUAAAAAGUGUUAUUUUUCAACAGAUCCAUAAACUAAGUGUUGGUGUAUGGUAAACUUAAAAUACCACUGUUAGUUACACUGUGAUUGUGAUAUUUUAAUAAUUACAUAUUUCUAAUUUGUCUCAGCCGUGCUGCAGAAGCGGCAUGCUGUUAUGUUUUAAAGGUGUUUUUAACUUACCUAUAAAUGUUUUUUUUUCUAAUUUGUGUCUUUAAAUCUGAUUAAACUGUAGUUAC
This is a messenger RNA of Lagopus leucura (white-tailed ptarmigan), 7691 nucleotides long. RefSeq names its product membrane bound O-acyltransferase domain containing 2 (gene MBOAT2). The transcript has 13 exons. Gene Ontology annotation, cellular component: membrane. Gene Ontology annotation, molecular function: acyltransferase activity. NCBI's taxonomy places the organism in Eukaryota, Metazoa, Chordata, Aves, Galliformes, Phasianidae. The record is from RefSeq and is a predicted model, not a curated record. Bases 2 to 1558 code for a protein of 518 amino acids. Gene Ontology annotation, biological process: lipid modification.